AUGUCAUACAAUGGUAUUGGUUUAAAAACUGCACGUGGUUCUGGAACAAAUGGAUAUGUGCAAAGAAAUUUAUCAUUUGUAAAUACAAAUCAUGUUAAAACGGAUUAUUCAAUGAGCAAAGAAAGAGAGAGUAUGUUAGAGCAACAAAUGAAGCAAUCUAGACAACCAACUAAAAAAGCAAAUCAAGAUAUUAUUGAACAUAAUAAAAAAAGAAAAAUUGAAGUAUUAGUUGCACAAUGGGCUGAAGAAAAUGACUUGUAUGAAAAAUACAAGGAUGAAGAAUUAGAAUCAUUGUUAUCAAAAAAGAGAGAAGAAUUAAUAAAAGAACAGCAAGACAAAAAACCUGAACAAGAUGAAGAUGAUACCCAAAAUAGAAAUAAAGGUUUCCAUGAAAGACAGUAUAAUAAAGAAAAGGAAAUUCAAAGAUUUACAGAUGCAUUAAAACUUAAAGACUAUAUACCUGGCACUUCAUUAGAUAAAAAAGUUCAACAAGAAAAAAAAGAAAGAAGACAUCAAGAGUAUUUACAAAGACAAAAAGAAAGAGAAAGAAGAGCAAAAGAAAUGGAAAAAUUAGAAAAAGAAAAAAGAAGAGAAAGAGAAAGGGAAAGAGAAAGAGAGAGAGAAAGAGAAAGAGAAAGAGACAGAGACACUUAUGGAAGAAAUAGAGAUAGAAGCAGAAGCAGAAGUAGAAGCAGAGACAGAGACUACAAAAAGAAAGAUAAAAGAAGAAGAAGCAGAUCAGACUCAAGAUCACCAUCAUCCUCACCAGACUCAAGAAAAACCUAUAGAAAUAACAGAUCACCUUCGGUGACACGUGAAGAAACCCAUAGUAACAAUAAAAGAAACAGAUCACCAUCAAGAGAAAACAACUCACCACAAAGAAAGAGACAAGAGUUUGAUACUGACCGUAGAGAUGAUAGUCCACAAAGAGCUAAAAGAAGCAGAUCUCCAUCGCCCUCUCAAUCACCACCAAGAAAUAAAAGUAAUAGAGAUAGAUCAAUAUCAAGAUCACCUUCACCUUCACCUUCACCAAAAAAAAAUAGAAAUAGAUCACCCUCAAGAUCACCACCAAGAAAUAGAAAUAGAGAUAGAUCACCCUCACACUCACCCUCACAAUCACCACCAAGAAACAAAAAUAGAAACAACUCAAGAUCAAAAUCACCCCCAUCAAAGAGAAUUUCAGAUGAUGAAUCCGACAGAUCACCACCAAGAAAUAAAAAUAAUAGAGAUAAGUCUCCAUCAAGAUCACCACCAAGAAAUAGAAAUAGAUCACCAUCAUCGAGCAGAUCAAGAUCACCACCAAGAAAUAGGAAUAGAAACGACAGUGAUUAA
This is a messenger RNA of Dictyostelium purpureum, 1332 nucleotides long. RefSeq lists its product as uncharacterized. Bases 1 to 1332 code for a protein of 443 amino acids. Lineage: Eukaryota; Evosea; Eumycetozoa; Dictyosteliales; Dictyosteliaceae. The record is from RefSeq and is a predicted model, not a curated record. The transcript has a single exon.